Molecule: messenger RNA, 1032 nt
Organism: Rotaria sp. Silwood2
Lineage: Eukaryota; Metazoa; Rotifera; Eurotatoria; Philodinida; Philodinidae
Source: the annotation of a GenBank genome assembly
AUGGACCAGUUACUCUCAUCGUCAAUAUCUCAUGAGAUUCAAGUUUCUAAUGAGAAAUACAUUUCACUUUCUGAUGGUCGUCAAUUAGCGUAUACCGAACAAGGUGAUAUUGAUAGUAAUAAAAUUUUUAUCUUCUUUCACGGAACAUUUGGUAUUGGUGAUUCCUUCAAUGAGACGAAGUUUUACAAAGAAAUUGGAUAUCAUUUUAUUAUGCCUACACUUCCUGGCUGGGGCAAUAGUUCUCCAUGGCCGCAAAAUCGACCAAUUUCAAAUUAUCCUAAUGAUAUUCAUCAAUUGUUAUCAUUGUUGAAGAAAAAUAAUAAUGAAAAUCUUAGAAUUACUGUUGCCGGUGGUAGUUAUGGAUCUGUUUUUGCUCAAAUAUGUUUUGGCACAUCAACCGAUAUAAUGCCUGAAAUUACCAAUGUUCAGUCGUUAAUUAUCUUAUCUGGCUUUUCCCCAUUCAAAUAUCAUAAAGAAUAUACUACGGGAAUGAGUUGGUUAAAUUAUUUUACAGUCGGUAUGCCAGCUAUUUAUUUUCCUUCUAUUACAAAAUUAAUGGGAUCAUAUAUUCAAAAGAAAACCCGUAAUAUUGAGGAAGCCAAGGGAUUUUUGCGAACACAACUGUUUGAUCAAAUGGACGACGAGGAAAAGGCUAGCCUACGUAAAUGGGAAGAAGAGAAAAAUAAGCCGUCAGGCUGGCUUAUUCAAAUGAUGUCAAGAAAUAUGUGUUUAAGUAUUUCUAAAACAAUGGCUGGUUUCAAUGAUAUUCCGCGUGUUUUACAUUCCGACUGGGGUUUUGAUCCAAAGAAGCUUCCAUCAUCACCAAAACGAAAAGUAUUGAUUAUAACUACACAUGAAGAUAAAAUGGCUCAUAUGGAAAUGUCAAUGUAUUUAGUUGAAAGCUAUCCUAAUGCAGAAAUUCAAAUACUUAAUGGAGGUCAUUUAGGUGCACUUUUUGAAUUUGAUACAAUUGUGAAAAAUUGGUUGACAAAUCUUGACAAAGAAUAUAAUGAAAGAACACAAAUGGAUUGA